CGCUCGCUCGCUCCCUAGCUCGCGCUCAUAAGAAGCGGCUGAGUCCGGGUUCUGGGGCAAGCAUCAAUCGAGUGAUUAGUUUAUGCGUAGGCACGAUCGGCCCGUCCCGACACAACAGUCUUGCGGGGACGAGCGGGAGCACCAGCAGCACCAGCAGCAGCGACGAGUGAGCGAGUCGAGUGUACAGCUGGACGUGACGCCGGCAUCCCUUUGAAUAAGCGAGAUUCGGCCUUCGCUGCCGAUGCUGUGCAGAGCAUCCAUCGUACUCGUAUAAAGCCCGGCAUUGGCCCAUCCACUGCACCACCACCGAGCCAGACGAUUCAGAGUGCGGAGGUGUUGUCGAGACGGACGAGGAGAGGACAUCAGCAAACAAAACUUGCAUAUUUUGUUGAUUGUUUUCUCGCUCCAUUCUGCAGUCCUCGCCUCUUUCUCACACCGACACCUCCGAUCUGAAGGUACGAUCACGUAAGGCUUAGGGGGCAGAAUCUGGCAGAUCACCUGAUCGAGCUGGUCAACCUUCCUCCUUCCCUCCAUGCUGCUUGCAGCAAGCAAGCAAGCAAGAAAGCAGGCAGGCAGGCAGGCAGGCAGGCAGGCAGGCAGGCAGGCUCGCUAGCAGCGCCUAGACAUCUACAGCCCAGGAACCGCCGACAGAAUCAGGGGCAACCAUCUGCGUUCUCGAAGCUGUGAGUACAGAAACAUAAAGAUCCCCAGCAGACCCGACGAAUUGGAGAAAAUCCCAGAGCAAUUAUUAUUUUCUAACCGAGAAAACGGUUGCUUAUAGUUCCGAAAGCACAUCUGAGACAAUCUGAUCGGCAGGCGCCGCAGCUCGACCCACACGACGAUCGGUUGGGCCUGCAAUUCAACGAGCUAGAAGAGGUACUAGAACGACGGGAUCGAUGGCUCUGGGCGAGGGGAUCGGGGCCUGGCGCCAUGCUGCUGCGCAUGGCGUGCUGUUGGUCGUGGGAUUGGCGUGCCUGGUGAUUCCUUUCGCUGCCAGCGCUCCAUCGGAGCAGGCCACCUACGGAGCCGCGGGGCCAGCAUUCGUCCUUCCGCCGGGCACCAAGAGGAUCGACACGCACACGCACUUCAUUCCCGAAUUCUACGCAGAAAUCUUGAAAAGCAAGGGCCUGGACUCGGGCGGUAGAGCAAUCCCCAAAUGGACCCCCGAGAGCCAUAUCGAGCUGAUGGACACCAUCGGAGUGGAGACGGCCAUCAUCUCCAUCUCCACGCCCGGCGCUCGGCUGCCAGGCGACGACAUGGAGGCCGGCCGCAAGCUCGCCCGCGAGCUCAACGAGUACGGGCACAAGGUGACUGUCGAGUACCCGGGCCGCUUCCAGUUCUGGGCCACUGUCACGCUUCCCGACGUCGAAGGCUCCGUGCAGGAGGCAAUCUACGCUCUGGACACGCUCAAGGCCGCCGGUGUGGUGCUCCUGGCCAACUCCGAGGGCGAGUACUUGGGCAGCAAGAAGUUCGAUCCCCUGAUGGAGGUCCUCAACGAGCGUCACGCCGUCGUCUUCGUUCACCCCAACAGCGUGCCCUUCGCUAAAGUUCCCGACCACAUCGAGGAUAGCAUGGUCCCGGAAUUCGUGAUGGAUUUCCUUCUGGACACCACUCGCGCCUGCGCCAAUCUCAUCUUCAAGAACGUCACCGGCCGCUACCCCAACAUCAGGUUCAUCCUGUCGCAUUCCGGAGGAUUCAUGCCUUUCGCCGCGUACCGCAUGGGAGGUGCUCUGAGCUUCCUCACCAAGGAGAACGCCAUGAAGACCAUGGGACUUCUGAAGAGCUUCUACGUCGACACCGCUCUGUCGUCCAGCCCGUCCGCUCUUCCCAGCACCACGCAGUUCGUGCCGCACUCGCACAUCACCUUCGGCUCCGACUUCCCUUUCGCCCCGACCUUCGGCAUCAAGAUCGCCACCAGCCAAUUGGACCAGUACCAGGGACUGCCCAGCGAGACGAAGCACCUGUUCAAUUACGACAAUGCCAACUCUCUAUUCGACAAGUCCUUGAGCCACUGGAGGACCGUGUGGAAGGCCGCCGCCGCAGCUCCUGCCACGGAAGAGAACCACGACGAGUUGUGAGCGCACGGAGCCAGAUUCUUCGAUCGAUCGAUCAUCGUCGUCGACAGGGCUCGAGCUCGGUAACGCUUUCGAAUCGAUUCAUUCGUAGAGAGGAUCCACUAUAAAUAUGCACAUAGAUGUUAGGACCGUGUCCCUUCUUUUGAGGGCGUGGAGCGGAUGAUGCACCGGAACCCCGUUCGCAGCACCGAUUGGCUCGUACUGCUGUAGAAGGCCUCUGUACUGGCAGCCAGGCAGCCGUGGGGAAGGUGGGACUACUGGAAAUUCUCGAAGGCGACGUCGCAUCGUCGCUUGGAGCAUCAAAAGUCGUGCGUCCCGAAUCCACAGAACCAACAACAUUUGCAAAACCGACUAGCGCAGUGAUAAUGAAUUCACCAUUUCAAUCGAUGGGAGGUUUUCGUUUCGGGCGCGAUCGGGAUUUCGGCCCUAGGGGGGUUAGUUCGUUUAGGUCCAAAAAUUAGUGGAGAAUUCAUGCCUGAGGUCAACCCCACAGUUUGACUUCACGAGUUGUACAAAGUUUCAUGGAGAUCGUCGCGUCUGACGCCUCAGUGUAAAGCUGUCAGGACUAUCAUAAGUUCCAAUUCUCUUAAUAAUAUGUGCCUCGCCAUUUCACGGGAAGCUUUUCAAACACGCCUCGCCCAC
Molecule: messenger RNA, 2717 nt
Organism: Marchantia polymorpha subsp. ruderalis
Lineage: Eukaryota; Viridiplantae; Streptophyta; Marchantiopsida; Marchantiales; Marchantiaceae
Source: the annotation of a GenBank genome assembly